Molecule: messenger RNA, 837 nt
Organism: Insectozyma verbasci
Lineage: Eukaryota; Fungi; Ascomycota; Pichiomycetes; Serinales; Debaryomycetaceae
Source: the annotation of a GenBank genome assembly
AUGAACUGGCUACGUUUCUUUGGAUUAGUACUUCCAUUGACAUUAACUAGACAAUGGUUAUAUUUCACAACGACGUUGUCAACGUCAAUAUUUAUAUUAUUACCACUUUCAAUAAUAACUUAUACACAAUAUUAUAAAACUUUAAUACCAUUAAAUUCGUCCCCCAUACAAAAUUUAAAUUUUACGAAGACUGGAAACCCAUCAAUAUCAAAAUUUUAUCAUUAUUCAAAUAGUAUAUUUGCAAACUAUUCGAAUUUUGAUUAUGAUUCAGAAUUGAAAUACAUUACAAAUUUAAAUUUAAGAAUUAUUUGCCCACAGGCUCCAACAACGAAAAAGGUUAGUUAUACAUUUCAAUCAAAUUUUUCAAUAGUAUCUCAGGGUUCAUUCAUAUUGGAUUGUGAUUCACAUUUGAUUUAUAGUCAUAAUAAUUGGAUAAUUCCACAUAAUUUGAAAUUUUGGGUACCUCCAAUUUUAACAACCCUUUCAAAUUCUCAAAAGUUUAAUAUUGAAAUUUGUGAAUUUAAAGGAAGCGAUUUAAAGGGUUCAAAUCAAGAAUUUCUGUUAAUUUUGAAUGAUCAUGGGUAUUUAAUAGAUGAUAGUGGGUAUUUAAUAGAUGAUAAUUUUUCAAAUUUGAGAUUUGAUGUUAAAUGGACUGGGUUUAGAUAUUAUCUUGUUAAAUAUUAUUAUACUUGUUUUGCAUUUGGAACUUUAGUGUUCUUUUUAAUUAGUGGUGCUAUUAGUAUUUUAACAAGUUAUGCCAUUUUGUUUAUAAAUUACAAUAAAAAUAAAAGGGCACAAAGUACGAAGAUUAAAAUUAAAAAGGAGAAAGGAGUUUAA